Tricharina praecox is the source of this 733-nucleotide messenger RNA. RefSeq lists its product as uncharacterized. The transcript has 3 exons. The record is from RefSeq and is a predicted model, not a curated record. NCBI's taxonomy places the organism in Eukaryota, Fungi, Ascomycota, Pezizomycetes, Pezizales, Pyronemataceae. The annotation marks the transcript as partial.
AUGGCGACCACAAGCAACGACGUUUCUGCUACUGCUCCUGCUACGCCAGAGCCAGCUUCGCUCGCCAGCGCUUUGCCAUGGUUCGAGGAUCUUCUGGCAUGGAUAAUGUCUCUGCACCUCCAAGUCGUCGAUGCGACUGGCCCUCGUACAGCAAAGCCCGAUCCGAUCGAGAUCAUGAUCGCGCCCGAGUUAGGAGCCAUCUACCUCCUGGUCCGCCGGUCCACCAGACACCUGGGCGAUAGGAGCUGCGGUGUGCUGAACGCCGAGCUGUGGAAGCACCACCGCAUCGAAUACAACCAGCGCAAGUGCUACGUGGGGUACAAGCCAACGCAUGAUGGGGAUGUCGCCGCGAUCAUGUACAACGAAGGGCCGCGCCACACGCGGGCGAUCUUCCACGCCUUCUGGGAGAUGGGCGCAGCGCUCGAGGAGCUUCUGUACACGGCGAUCCGCCGCCAGCAGCUGAGCCGCAGGUGGAUCCAGCGUGCGUCCAUCCUGCGGUACGUGCUGCCGGAGACAGACGGCGACAACCCCCGCGUCGUCCCGGUCGCGGACGCAGACAUCCCCGGCGUGUUCCCGAUGAUCCCGUUCAACCUGCCCAUCGACCCGCUCACCAGGCGUCACUUGCCGACAGGCUGGUGCCCUCCCGCCGAUGCGACCCUCACGCUCCGGGAGUACGCCUUCACCACCAUCGGCCACCACGCUCUCCAGCGCCUCGUCAAUCCCGUCCCUGACG